Homalodisca vitripennis (glassy-winged sharpshooter) is the source of this 534-nucleotide messenger RNA. RefSeq lists its product as uncharacterized. NCBI's taxonomy places the organism in Eukaryota, Metazoa, Arthropoda, Insecta, Hemiptera, Cicadellidae. The transcript has a single exon. The record is from RefSeq and is a predicted model, not a curated record. The coding region runs from base 1 to 534 and encodes 177 amino acids.
AUGUUGGGGUUUAUCAUAAGGACUUCUAGAAGCGGUCUUAGUGUUGAGGCGAUGAAGAUAGCAUAUACAGCGCUAGUUAGAUCUGUGUUGGAGUACGGCUGUGUUGUGUGGUGUCCCUACCAACUUGGACAUAUUCAGCGACUCCAGAGCAUACAAGAUAGCUUUGUUAGGAUAAUUGGUACCAAGCUGGGAUACAACUACAGUGAAGUUCCCUUGGAGUUGGUAGCGGAUCAAUUGGGGCUGGCUCCAUUAUAUGCGAGAAGGAGACUGCAUGACCUGGUGUUUCUACAGAAGAUCCUCACUGGAGAUGUCGAUUGCUCGGAGUUACUCCACCUCAUCAAUCUCAGAGUACCUGGUAGAACUCGGUCUCUGGACAUCUUCUGUGUACAGCAUUGCUCCACCAACUAUGAAUUUCACAGUGUCAUCCCCAGAUUACACCGGCUUGGUAACCUAAUCUGCCAUCACCACGACUUUUUUUGCAAUAGUGUGUCAUCGCUGAAAAGGAUAUUUUUAUUAUUGGGCUACACUAUGUAA